GGCAUACAUAAGUAGCUCGAUAUUAACUUAUACAAACGUAUUGUUUUCAGAAUAAAUUUGAUUAAAGCUAAAAUAUAUCCUUUUCUUUUUGUUAAAUUAAAAGGAAAGACCUUAAUUUGUUACAAUAAUAUAUACAUGAACUUUUGCAAGACCAUAUGGCGAGCAUAGUACUAAUAGCAUGUUUGGCUGUAUUGGGUCUUAUAAUUGCAAUCGCUCUAUUUCUGGCUGGCGGAUACUUGUGGUGGAGGCAUAAAAGAUCACAAUUACAGUUUAUUGAACCAAAUGAAGACGAAGAAUCUAGUAGCUAUAGUCUUAGGGCUGCUCAGGAUAUUGUUGACUCUGGUAAUCCACCUACAAAACCGCAAGUGCCAGCAACACAAGCUAUUACAACUCCUCUUCAAAAUAACAUAAACAGGAAAUUAAAUGGAUUCUUAAGUCUCAGAACUCCUUUAAUUGGUGGUUCGGGAACUACCCAAGCAAAACCUCAAAAUGUGUCUUCUGUUGGAAACACUGGAGAUGGAAUUGCUAAGGAUUCUGCUAACAAAAGUAUCUCGAUGUCAGACAUGUACCUUGACAGCAACGAUCCGAGUGAAAAUGUUGGACAAAUACAUUUUUCCUUGGAAUAUGAUUUUCAAAAUACAACAUUAAUUUUAAAAGUUCUUCAAGGAAAAGAGCUUCCUGCGAAAGAUUUAAGUGGAACUUCCGAUCCUUACGUUCGAGUAACCUUAUUACCAGAUAAAAAACAUAGAUUGGAAACCAAAAUAAAAAGGCGAACCCUAAAUCCUCGUUGGAAUGAAACCUUUUACUUUGAAGGAUUCCCCAUUCAAAAACUUCAGUCUCGUGUUUUACACUUACAUGUGUUCGACUACGAUCGGUUCUCAAGAGAUGACUCCAUCGGAGAAGUAUUUCUUCCGCUUUGCCAGGUUGACUUCGCUGGAAAACAAUCAUUUUGGAAAGCUUUAAAGCCCCCUGCGAAGGAUAAAUGCGGUGAACUUCUUUCCUCGCUUUGCUAUCAUCCAUCAAACUCAAUUUUAACAUUGACAUUGAUAAAAGCACGAAAUUUAAAAGCUAAGGAUAUAAAUGGAAAAUCCGAUCCUUACGUAAAGGUUUGGCUUCAAUUCGGAGACAAAAGGGUAGAGAAAAGAAAAACGCCUAUAUUCACAUGUACAUUAAAUCCAGUAUUUAAUGAAUCCUUUAGCUUUAACGUUCCUUGGGAAAAAAUAAGAGAAUGUUCCUUGGAUGUUAUGGUUAUGGAUUUUGAUAAUAUAGGAAGGAACGAGUUGAUAGGGCGAAUAUUAUUAGCGGGUAAAAACGGUUCUGGAGCAUCAGAAACUAAACAUUGGCAAGACAUGAUCUCAAAGCCAAGACAAACUGUAGUCCAAUGGCACCGUUUAAAACCUGAGUAAAUUAAAUAUUAAAUCAAUAAAAACAUAAAAACAUAAUAUUAACACCAGUAAGUAUACCGGAGAAACCCGUACAUAGAUGUACAUAAAAUGAUUUAUACUUGCAUAUAUAGCAAUAUCAUACUAAUUUAAAGAGAAAGAAAAACAGUUAAAAUCUGCACAAAACUAAUGUUAUUGUUUGAAAAAAUACAAUUAUAAAAAAACCAUACAAUUUAAAUAAUGUAAUUGUUCUGAUAAGAGCAAUAGUUUUAUACGUGCUUAUAUGUAGAGAAAUGUUUGUAAGGUCAUUGUUAUAUAAUAGAAAUUAUUAAACAUUUUAACAUCUGUUUAAAAAAAUUAAUUUAAAUAAUAACGCUGUGUAAGGCUUCGAUGUGUUGAAUGAUCACGAAAAUGUUUUAUAACUGAGAGAUUUUAAAACCAAUGGGUUCGCGAUUGUUGACUGUCUCAUAAGGGCGGACUGACUGACAUGUCUAGAUUUUCAACGAAAGCUUUCCUGCAACAGAAACGGACUUUUCCUUCAUUUCUUUGGGAUUCAGGGUGAGAGCAACACACAAAAAAGCGAAAAACAGUACAUUUUGAUUAAUGUGUAAUAAGAAAUGUUAUAUGAUAAAGCACAGUGAAAGUAACUCGCUUGACAAAGUUAAUUUUGUUACUUUUUAUACAAAUACUUUGUCAUUCAAUUUAUUUAUAUACUUUUAAAACAUUUUAUAAUUUAUUUUUAGUUAUAUUCGUGAUUUCAAACAUGUAAACAUUUAAUAUUUAAGGCGGUUAACAAAUUAAAUUAAAAAGGACAAAAAAAUUGGGAAACUUUUUUUUGCCUCGAUUUAGGCAAUUUAGCACAUGAACGCAAAUGGUACAAGGGCUGACAUAAUAAUUUAUAUCAGAAAAGAAAGUUUGAAGCGCUUAUCGAUAUAUGUAUGUUUAAUUCCGUGGAAGCCAUCUGAUAAACUCAGUGAAUAAAAACCAAAACUUAUUAAAAAUGUAUAUAAUACGAUUGAAUUGUUAAACUAUAACAUCAAAAAGUCUAUUUAAAGAAGAAAAGACAUUGUUACAUGGUUUUAAACUAAAUAAAAUGGAAAAAAGAUAUAUUAUUAUUACAUAUUCUUUAAUCGCAUACUGUAUCGUAAUAUAGAAAUCUAGGUCAUUUAAAUAGAAAAGGAUUGCAUUAGCACAAUAAAUCAGAACAUAAACCAUUUUUAAAAGUAAAUAUACAAAUUAUACUAUUAGCCAACCAUUGCCGGAAUAAGCGUCAACUGCGAGAAAAAAAUAAGAAAGUAAGAGAGAGAUGAAAGAAUUGCAAAAAAAAUAUAUUUAUAAUUGAUAAUUGAAACUGAGUUUAAAAAACGAAAAAUCGAAAAUACAACCCACCUUGAAAUUACAUAUUUGUUAUAUACCUGUUAAAAUAUUAUUAAAAUAAUUUAUUCAUAGCAGCAAAUAAAGCAUUCAAUAAGAGUCAGGAA
Drosophila biarmipes is the source of this 2863-nucleotide messenger RNA. RefSeq names its product synaptotagmin-7 (gene Syt7). The record is from RefSeq and is a predicted model, not a curated record. Gene Ontology annotation, cellular component: membrane; synapse; axon. Lineage: Eukaryota; Metazoa; Arthropoda; Insecta; Diptera; Drosophilidae. The transcript is spliced from 9 exons. The coding region runs from base 156 to 1406 and encodes 416 amino acids. Gene Ontology annotation, biological process: regulation of calcium ion-dependent exocytosis; cellular response to calcium ion; regulation of dopamine secretion. Gene Ontology annotation, molecular function: phosphatidylserine binding; calcium-dependent phospholipid binding; SNARE binding.